ACGACUGUGAAUGGCAGCACGUUGGUGGAGUGAGAUGACCUCAAACCCAGUCAUUUAGUUUCAGGCAGGCAGGCACCUGAAGGCAACACGUUGCCCUGUGGGGUUACGAUGGAUUUUUUAUUCCCCAAAUGCACUUCGUUUAGAGGCAGCUUGCAUCUUCUCAUCCUUGUUCUGAUGUUUGCCUCUGGCUCUACGUCCUUCUCAUAUAUUCAAGCUAGUGGAGAAAACUGCAAAGCAAAGGACAUUUCUGCCGAUUAUGAGCACUGUAGGAUUCACCCAGACGGAGUCCACAACUUAGACUGUUAUCGCAAAUAUAAUUCAAAAGGUUUAAAAGAUUGUACUUGGGAACCUGGAAUCAACGCCACAGAGAAGAAAUACACAGUAAUAACUCAAUUCAAAAACCGAUGCAAGAUUUACAGGAACAUCACUGGAUUCUAUCAACAAAUCCCUCUGUUCUCUACGAAUGGGAACCUGUCUGUGAAAGUCUUUGAAAACACGGAGACAACAAAGUGCACACAAGCUAUUUUUCAGGGUUCGCCGGUGGACCUCCUGCGUUGUGGUCCUCCAAAUAAUGUAUCCUUCCAUCGCCCCUCUGGAGGGCUGCAUGUGAACGUGAGUUGGCCAAAGGAAGACGAGAGGUACAUCACCAGCUUCUCUGUGAGAUAUAAAGUUCUGGGAAGCUCUUCUUGGAAUGAGGCACAGAUAUCCUCUCAAAGUGGGAACAGAGUGGAGAACCUGACCUCCUCACUGGUUUACAAUGUUCAGGUGCGAUGUGUCACAAGCCGUUCGUGCCCUCAGUGCCCGUGGAGCAAAGUUUACACCGUCCCCUCAGCUCUCACCGUGCAGCCCGCCAUUGUCCACUUCCAGUAUGAUGACAUUCCACAGAAAAGAGGGUGCCGGAUGGUUUUUAUAACCUGGAAGUUUUCUGCAAAAGGGAUGUACGACGGCUUCACUGUGAGCGUGGGGAAGGUGUCUGGAGAGCCCCCGUUAGAGCACAUCAACACCUCUGAGCCUGAAAUCCGACUGAUUCUCUCCUAUUCAGCUUAUCGGCUCAACAUCCGUGCUUACAACAACGUGAGCAUCUCUCCAGCCGCCAGCCAUACAGUGCUACAGCGGCAGGACACGGCAGAUGUGGGCAAUGGAAGGCUGAAUGUGACAGUCCACAAUAAUUCAUCGUUUACCAUCCAUUGGAAAGAUGACAUGUCCAAAAAGUAUGUCUGCUAUUCAGUGGAGUGGUGGAAAAAUGGGCACCCUGCAUUGUACAGGUCUUUUUAUCAGGACACCAAAUACUACAGGACUUUAUCUUCUUUACCAGAACCUUUGGAGCCCUACAAAAGAUACAGCAUUGCUUUCCUCACUCGGCCAAACAAGCAGACCUGCAACAUGAAGCACGUCAACAACAGUGAGAGCACAUAUGGGACCACUCAGUUCUAUCUCACUGAAGGAUCUCCAGUCGGCGCGCCCUCAAACGUCAGCAGCCUGAACGUGAGCGCUCACUCUGUGGUUCUGAUGUGGUCGUCCAUCCCAGAGGAGGAACUCCGAGGGUUCCUGCUUGGUUACAUAAUCCACUACACUGAAUACAGCCACAGGUGGACCAGCGUGGAUCACAAUACAACGGUGGAUCCAGCUUUUAACAGCUUUGAACUGGAAGGCCUGAAAAGUGGUCAAGCGUAUCAAGUCCAGAUGUCCGCUUUCACCUCUGCAGGAGCGGGAGUGAGAAGUGCCCCGGUCUUCUUCAAAACAGACACCAAAGGACAUUCUAAUCCCAAGGAUUUCUAUUUGGCAUUUGGAGUUGUGGUUAUUGUGCUGAUAAUCGGCUCUCCAUUUAUCAAAAGGGUGAGCACCGUCCUGUGGCCAAGCGUUCCCGACCCGGCCAGCAGCAGCGCUGUGCAGAAGAUAGACCGGCCCGGCCUGCUGGAACUCCUGGAGUCUGCUGCCAAUUUAAGCAAUGAAGACUGGGACACAAAAAGUCUUCAGAUUAUUGAAAAAGAAGUUGUGACUCCCACGGCAACGUCACCAUCCGUGGCAUCGAUGCUGCCUCUUAUCAGCGCCACCGAGGAUGAGGGAGAUUCUUCCGAGAUGACUUGGGACUGGACCCACGGGGACAGAGCCAGCGAAAGCAGGGAUCUCCCACCUGAAGCUUCCGCAAACACAUUCCUGGACGCGCACAGGACGGCACCCCCCAGCUCUCACGUUGUACUCCCAAGUGACUACACCACGAUGGAAAUGUUCCAGCAGCUGAUACCGGCGGAUCCCGUCGUCCCUCCGGCCACGGGCGGAAAACCAGAGGAGUUCCCUCUGGUACGGCUGGGCUCAAACUAUGUGCGGCAAUUCAGCACGAGUCCAACCUCGGACAGCGAGAUGUCCACCAUUUUAUGA
Messenger RNA from Menidia menidia (Atlantic silverside), 2379 nucleotides. The record is from the annotation of a GenBank genome assembly. NCBI's taxonomy places the organism in Eukaryota, Metazoa, Chordata, Actinopteri, Atheriniformes, Atherinopsidae.